AUGGGGAGCUCGGCGUCGAAAGCAACGAGAACCCUUCCCAAGAAGAAGCCUUCGUGGUCGGGGGCGAGGACAGGCGAGAUGCCUCCUCCUCCGCCUUCAAGACCACGUCCCGUCGCAAGCGAGACGAAGAACGACGCUAUCAUGGAGGACGCGGGUGACCCUCAUCUCCUCGCGAACCUGCGGACACUUGGCGCUGUGAAGGUUGACCACCACAUGCAGACUGCCUCUGACGGCACCGCCAAGAUGCUGCAAACGCGAGCUGAGGCUGACGAAGAGGCUGCAUCGUUCACGCUCAACCGCAAUCACCUCUUCUCCUACGCGCUCACGCAGCUGCUGGAGGAGAGGAAGACAACACCCGUCUCCGUGCUCGCGGAGAAGUACAACAUCGACGCUGCGAAGAUAGAGUCCCUCUGCCGCUUCGUAAAUGUGCCGACGAUUGAUACCGCAAGACAAAGACGGACAGUGUUGAAGAAUGGGGAGGAGUAUGUGGAAUCACCGGUACGUGUUAUGCGCGUCUGUUCCUUGAAAGAUCUGACCGUCGUUCAGGUGAUUUGGGUCGAGCCUCCAAAGACUGCGUAG
Molecule: messenger RNA, 579 nt
Organism: Schizophyllum commune H4-8
Lineage: Eukaryota; Fungi; Basidiomycota; Agaricomycetes; Agaricales; Schizophyllaceae
Exons: 3
Coding region: 1-579 (192 amino acids)
Source: RefSeq, a predicted model, not a curated record